AUGAAGCUAUUCAGGGUAGCAUUGGCCACCCUCGGCUUGGUUUGCUACUGUUUCGCCGCAGAUCAAGACAUUCUCACCAUCUUGGGCCAGCAGAGCGGGAUUUCGACCUUUGUUGGGCUCCUGGAGCAAUUCACAGAUCUGGUCAACAUUUUGAACCAGGGGACAUUUAGUGUCCUGAUUCCAAAUGACAAAGCGCUCGCCGCGUUUGGCGAGGAGAAUCCAGACUUGACCAACAAUACAGAUGCCGUCCGGGCCCUGUUGGAAUACCAUAUCGCCAAUGGUACUCAUCCGUCGGUCUCGUUUGGCCUCCAGCCACAAUUUGCGCCCACCCUGUUGACGAAUUCCAACUACACCAAUGUCACAGGUGGCCAGGUGGUGGAAUUAACGUCGUCGAACAAUCAACCCACGAUCGUUAGCGGUGUGAAGGCAGAGUCUCACGUGGUCGAGGCUGACAUUUUCUAUCUUGGAGGGCUCAUCCACAUUAUUGACUCGGUAUUGACCAUCCCCAUCUCGUUCCCAGCAACCGUUACGAAGACCGGGUUGACGGACCUCGUGGCGAUUAUGAGCAUCGGAGGCUUCUUGAAUCCCAGUUCUCCAGCAGUCAACAUCGUGAACUCGCUUUCAGAUCUCACCAUUUUUGCGCCCAAUUCGACGCAAUACUCGGCCGGAUAUACGGGAUGGAAUGGUCUCUCGCAAACCGACCUCUAUUCCAUCUUGGAGUACAGCGUCUCCCAGGGCCCGGUCAUAUAUUCGUCAGACUUCAAGAACGGCACCAAGAUUCCCACGCUGGACAGGAUAUCGGCGACCAUGACCGAGCUUGACGGCCAGUUCUAUGUCGACACAUCACUAAUCAAGACGAGAGACUAUCUCACCUCCAACGGUGUAUUGCAAAUACUUGACAGUCCUCUCAAUCCCAACACGACCGGACAACAGCCUUUUACCACGCCUGCUCCAUCUUCCAGUUCUCGGUCUAAGGGACUCAGUACUGCUGCCGGUGCUGGUAUCGGCAUCGGCAUUGGCGCCAUAGUCCUCGGGGGAGCCUUGAUUACCGCCCUAUACAUUCGAACCAAACGCCGCCGCCAGCUCAUCAGACUGGCUGAAGGCAACACGGGCGACCCUCCUCCGAGAUACGAGCUCGAUACCAAAGCACUGGAUGCGUCAGGUGCUCGUGGCAUGAACGCACCCCACACCCAAGUCUUUGAGAUUCAUGCUCCGCCAAAGCCGCCGUCUCCUCUUGAGAUUGAUGGCAUCGAGAGGAGUCGGAUCAGCGUCACCAUUGAAGGCACACCUCCCCGACACCUGGGAUUCCAGGCUCGGUAUUAG
Molecule: messenger RNA, 1323 nt
Organism: Fonsecaea erecta
Lineage: Eukaryota; Fungi; Ascomycota; Eurotiomycetes; Chaetothyriales; Herpotrichiellaceae
Exons: 5
Coding region: 1-1323 (440 amino acids)
Biological process (GO): macroautophagy
Cellular component (GO): fungal-type vacuole membrane
Source: RefSeq, a predicted model, not a curated record